This is a messenger RNA of Photinus pyralis (common eastern firefly), 599 nucleotides long. It is a transcript of the gene Trs20, whose product is annotated as probable trafficking protein particle complex subunit 2. Gene Ontology annotation, cellular component: nucleus; cytoplasm; TRAPP complex. The record is from RefSeq and is a predicted model, not a curated record. NCBI's taxonomy places the organism in Eukaryota, Metazoa, Arthropoda, Insecta, Coleoptera, Lampyridae. The transcript is spliced from 2 exons. Gene Ontology annotation, biological process: endoplasmic reticulum to Golgi vesicle-mediated transport. The coding region runs from base 96 to 536 and encodes 146 amino acids.
UGUAGUAUUAACAGAGAUGGUAUGGGAACCACAGACAUGCAACAUUUUUAGGUUAAAAUGUUUUUAUCCCAAAUAUUUCGGAUAAUCUAAGUUAAAUGCCCAAAAAAAGCGAACAAAUGUCUGCCAGCUACUAUUUCGUAAUUGUAGGCCACCGAGAUAAUCCUAUCUUCGAAGUGGAAUUCACUAAUGUGAAGGAGCCGAAGAAGGAAGAUCAUAGACAUUUAAACCAAUUCAUCGCGCACGCCGCCCUAGAUUUAAUAGACGAGCACAAAUGGAAGACACACAACAUGUAUUUGAAGUCGGUCGACAAAUUCAACCAAUGGUUUGUUUCAGCGUUUAUAACGGCCAGCCACAUACGUUUCGUGAUGGUGCACGAUAACAAGAACGAGGAUGGCAUUAAGAACUUUUUUAAUGACAUUUACGAAUUGUAUAUUAAGCAUUCCAUGAAUCCGUUUUAUGAGGAAGAUAAACCAAUCAAGUCGAGCGUGUUUGAGAAGAAGGCACAGUUUUAUGGCAAGAAAUACUUGUCGUGCUAGUAGUUUUAUUAUUAUAGUAAUUGUAUUGUAUUGCACGUUUAGGUAAAUAAAUGAAAAACACUU